This is a messenger RNA of Gracilinanus agilis (Agile Gracile Mouse Opossum), 477 nucleotides long. RefSeq names its product NADH:ubiquinone oxidoreductase subunit A6 (gene NDUFA6). The transcript has 3 exons. Gene Ontology annotation, biological process: response to oxidative stress. NCBI's taxonomy places the organism in Eukaryota, Metazoa, Chordata, Mammalia, Didelphimorphia, Didelphidae. The record is from RefSeq and is a predicted model, not a curated record. Bases 30 to 416 code for a protein of 128 amino acids.
CGGGGCGUUUCGGCGGCGGCUGCGCCAAGAUGGCGGCUAGCGGAGUGGGCCGCGCAGCUGCUGCCGUGGGCACGUCCGUAAAGCCGGUGUUCAGUCGGGACCUGACCGAGGCCAAGCGGCGGGUGCGGGAGCUGUACCGGGCCUGGUAUCGCGAGGUGCCCACCACGGUGCACCUUUUCCAGCUGGACAUCUCGGUGAAGCAGGGCCGCGACAAGGUCCGAGAAAUGUUCCUGAAGAACGCCCACGUCACGGACCCGCGGGUGGUCGACCUUCUGGUCAUUAAGGGAAAGAUGGAACUGGAGGAAACGAUUAAGGUGUGGAAACAGCGGACGCAUGUCAUGCGAUUCUUCCAUGAAACGGAAGCCCCGAGACCCAAAGAUUUCCUCUCCAAAUUCUAUGCUGGUCACGACCCAUGACUCGGUGGUGUGGAGAAGGGUGAAUUGCUAUUUAAUAUAUCAAAUAAAUUCUCAGAUGUGA